CUUUAAUAUCUCUAUCUGCAGAAAAGCGAGAGACUUUUACUGCCGGAACCGAACUACAUCGAAUUGUACCGCCCGUGCCCGACUGUGCGCGUGAAACCUCUCUCUGUCUCUGCCUCUGUCUCUCUUUCCCUCUUUCUCUCUCUCUCUGUGUAAAAGAGGGGAGAGAGAGGAUGGAGGUCCGGUUCCUCCCGGUGUUCAUGAUUCUGCUGCUGCAGUCAGUAACGGAAGGAGCUCGAGCUAAAGCAGAUGAUCUGUUGAUUAUCACCGCUGCGACUGAAGAAACAGAUGGCUUUAAGAGAUUCAUGAGAACGGCUAAAGAAUUCAACUACACUGUGAAGGUGCUGGGUCUGGGUGAAGAAUGGAGAGGAGGUGAUGUUGCUAAAACUGUAGGAGGAGGACAGAAGGUUCGCUGGCUGAAGAAGGAAAUGCAGAAAUACAAAGAUAAACAGGACAUGGUCAUCCUCUUCGUGGACAGUUAUGAUGUAAUCCUGGCGGCUGGUCCUGACGAGCUGCUGCUGAAGUUUUCUCGCUUAAAGCAUCGUGUUGUUUUCUCUGCUGAGGGAUUCUGCUGGCCUGAUCAGCGCCUAGCUUCCAAAUAUCCUGAAGUACAUACUGGCAAACGCUACCUCAACUCUGGAGGUUUUAUUGGUUAUGCUCCAGAGAUCUACACUCUAGUUCAGCAAUGGAAAUACAAAGAUAAUGAUGAUGAUCAGCUUUUCUACACACGCAUCUACCUGAACAAGGAGCAGAGGACAAAGUAUAACAUGACCUUGGAUCAUAAAUCACGGAUUUUCCAGAACCUUAACGGUGCCAUUGAGGAAGUCGUUCUGAAGUUUGAGAAAUCUCGAGUUCGAGCCCGAAAUGUCGCCUAUGACACGCUUCCUGUUGUUAUCCAUGGUAACGGCCCAACUAAGCUCCAGUUGAAUUAUCUGGGUAAUUAUGUGCCAUCAGCGUGGACAUACGAGCGAGGAUGUGGUGUGUGUGAUGACGACUUGUUGUACUUCAAUGACGUACCGGAUGAAGAGAUGCCACAGGUUCUCAUCGCUGUGUUUAUCGAACAACCAACACCAUUUAUUGAGGAGUUUCUGGAGCGACUGACCACUAUAAACUACCCUCACACACGCCUAAGACUGUUCUUACACAACAACGUGGUGUAUCAUGAGCAGCAUGUGCAGCGCUUCUGGAUGAAACAUCGUGCUCUGUUCCCUAAUGCUCGUAUUGUUGGACCUGAAGAGAACUUGCAACACCCCCAGGCUAGAACCAUGGCAGUGGAGAUGUGUAAGAGUGACCCUACCUGUGAUUACUACUUCAGCAUGGACAGUGAAGUGGCUCUGAUCAACCCAGACAUUUUGCGCAUCCUCAUCGAAGAAAACAAGCCUGUGAUUGCCCCGAUGUUAUCUCGUCAUGGUAAACUCUGGUCUAAUUUUUGGGGAGCUCUGAGUCCUGAAGGUUUUUAUUCUCGCUCUGAAGAUUACAUCGACAUUGUACAGGGAAAAAGAGUUGGAGUGUGGAAUGUUCCAUAUAUAACUCAGGUGUAUUUGAUACGUGGUGAAGUUCUUCGUACUCGCCUUUCCCACGUGUCUCUCUACCAGGAGGAAGGUUUGGACCCAGACAUGGUGUUCUGCAGAGCAGUUCGGGACCAGGGUGUGUUUAUGUUUGUGACCAAUAGGGAUGAGUUUGGCCGAUUGAUCUCCACCAACAACUACAACAUCAGCCGACUGCAUCCUGACAUGUGGCAGAUAUUUGACAACCCCAUGGACUGGAGGGAGAAGUAUAUCCAUGAGAAUUACUCUCAGAUCUUUGAGAGUGACGUGGAUGUGAUAGAACAGCCGUGUCCAGAUGUUUACUGGUUUCCUGCAUUUUCACACAAGAUGUGUGACGAUCUUGUUGAGACCAUGGAGCACUUCGGAGAGUGGUCUGGGGGCAAACAUGAGGAUGAGAGGUUAUCAGGUGGAUAUGAAAACGUCCCCACUGUUGAUAUUCACAUGAAUCAGAUUCAGUUUGAGAAAGAGUGGCUGAAAUUCCUGAAAGAGUACAUCGCUCCCGUCACUGAGAAACUUUACCCAGGAUAUUAUGCAAAGGCAAAAGCUGCGAUGAAUUUUGUUGUCCGUUAUCGUCCUGAUGAACAACCAUCACUCCGCCCUCAUCACGACUCCUCAACAUUCACCAUCAACAUUGCUCUCAACAGUAAGGGGAAAGACUAUGAGGGAGGAGGCUGCAGGUUCCUGCGUUAUGACUGCAGAAUCGAAGCUCCCAGAAAAGGCUGGUCUUUAAUGCACCCAGGACGUUUAACACACUACCAUGAGGGUCUGCCUACAACCAAGGGCACUCGAUACAUCAUGGUCUCAUUUGUAGACCCCUAACACUGUGUGUGUAUGUGUGUGUGUGUGUGUGUGUGUGUGUUUUCACUGUGAUUAAACACUCUUAUCUUGUGCCUUCUGGUAUAGUGAGACUGGGUUUGUCUUGAAAACUUUGACAAUAAUUUUCUACAACCUUUUAUUGAGUACAACAUGUAAAGCUUGUCUUUUUUUUUAUUUCAAUGCAACGUUUUUACCUCUUGUGGCCUUUUAGUUUUAUUUUAUACAAAGCCAGAUGUAGAGUUUAAACUAGUUUUGUGUCAAGCAAGUUUGCUAUCAGCUUUGUACAAAGUGCUUUAAGUUAUUUUAUUGUGUACAUGACAAAUAAAAGCUGAUUAAAGUUCGCAA
Hemibagrus wyckioides is the source of this 2705-nucleotide messenger RNA. It is a transcript of the gene plod3, whose product is annotated as procollagen-lysine, 2-oxoglutarate 5-dioxygenase 3. The transcript is spliced from 18 exons. NCBI's taxonomy places the organism in Eukaryota, Metazoa, Chordata, Actinopteri, Siluriformes, Bagridae. Gene Ontology annotation, biological process: peptidyl-lysine hydroxylation. Gene Ontology annotation, cellular component: endoplasmic reticulum. Gene Ontology annotation, molecular function: iron ion binding; procollagen glucosyltransferase activity; L-ascorbic acid binding. The coding region runs from base 171 to 2363 and encodes 730 amino acids. The record is from RefSeq and is a predicted model, not a curated record.